Messenger RNA from Penicillium atrosanguineum, 1041 nucleotides. RefSeq names its product GroES-like protein. Bases 1 to 1041 code for a protein of 346 amino acids. Lineage: Eukaryota; Fungi; Ascomycota; Eurotiomycetes; Eurotiales; Aspergillaceae. The transcript is spliced from 5 exons. The record is from RefSeq and is a predicted model, not a curated record.
AUGGGAACCCGAUACACCGGUGAUAGCAAAGACCCGGCCGUGAAUUGUACGACUUGGUUUUGCUUGGUCGUCGUUUCACUGGCCAUCUUAGUACGGCUCUGGACAAAAUGGCGUCUCUACAGAGUCCUGAAGCUUGAUGACGGUCUAAUUACGCUUUCGCUGAUCUUUUGCAUCGGCCAGAGCCUUGCCAUCUCUCUGGCAGUAGCAUCAGGCUACGGAAAGCAUUUUAACAAAGUUUCUUCCUCGCAAUUUGAUGAGACUAUGAAAAACCUAUAUUCAGCUUCACUUCUCUACAUACUCUCCCUCUGCACGUCAAAGCUCUCCUUGGUUAUCUUUGUCCGCGGACUCACUCCGGUCUCAAGGGAUCAUUUGCUGGCUCGGAUCGUGGAAAUAUCCGUCGGUAUCUGGGCAGUUGUCGCAUUAAUAGGUACUGCCUUUCAAUGUGCUGUUCCGAGAACUUGGGAUUUCUGGAAUGGCAAGUGCUUCGAUUUAACUGCGUGGCAUUUUUUUCUCGCCUCGUCGAACAUCGCAACAGAUCUCUUGAUUCUCACGCAGUCUAUGCUCUUGAUAUACCGCGUCCAGACUAGCUUCACAAAGCGUUUAGGUUUUGCAUGCAUCUUUGUACCCAGAGCACUAGUGAGCGGAGCAAUCAUCGCUGAACUGUCCUUCAUACGAGCCACCACAAAUACGAGCGACCCUACGUACGACCUCUGCGAUAUAACAGUUAUACAAGAAGUAAUACAAUGCUUAAGCAUAACCACGGCAUGCUGGGGCCAACUGCGUCCAUUCAUCAAGUGGAUGAAAUCCAACGGCCUGCGGAUCCAGGGUGAAGGCCUUAGUCUCCUCGACACAAAUUCGAAAUCACAUCCAAGUUCAUUUUCGAGACAGAGAAGAACCGCUAAACGUGAAAGUUUCGCCCUCAAUUCACGACGAGAGGACUUGAUGGAGGAUUGGGAAUUGGAUAGUCAAUCAAGUCGUGUGCAAAUCAUCCCGGAGACGCGCCCGUGGACCGAAGGGACGCCAACUCAAGAACACCUUUAA